ACUAGGUAAAUAUUCAUAUUUUCAUGAAUGAACUUAUUAAAUUUAGUAGAACUUUAUACAUUGGGGAAAAAUACAAUUAAAUGAGAAUUUGUUUUAUUUACUCUGAUAUGGCAUAGAUAAAUAACAACUGGGAAUAAAAACCUGGGAGCGGAACCAGUAUCCUUAACCUUACCACAAGUUUAUUGACACUGACAUAUUCGCAAGUGACUGCGUAAACUAACUCACAUUGCAUCUCCCUCGUACUGACAUUGGUGUGAGCGAGCUGCACUGCGUUAGAGUUGACGCAGUUGCUUGUGUUUAAAGCCCCAGUGUUCCACAAAGUUUUAACAACACAUCACAGUCGUCUUAUAAAUUUAAUUAAGGUACUUGUAGUACAUAAGUGGAUUAAUCCUGCUAUAUAUGUCUAUCUGGAGACAUAUCGUUAUUAGAAUAUUAGAAAUAAGUAUUAAAUAUAAAUAUAAAUAUUAUAGGACAUUCUUACACAGAUUGACUAAGUCCCACAGUAAGCUCAAGAAGGCUUGUGUUGUGGGUACUCAGACAACGAUAUAUAUAAUAUACAAAUACUUAAAUACAUAGAAAACACCCAUGACUCAGGAACAAAUAUCUGUAUCAUCAUACAAAUAAAUGCCCUUACUGGGAUUCGAACCCAGGACCAUCGGCUUCGCAGGCAGGGUCACUACCCACUAGGCCAGACCGGUCGUCAAAUUAAAUACAUAGAAUUUCCAUUUGUUUCUCACUUCGCUUAGUUCUAACUCCUAAUCAAAACAUUUGACACGUGAGUGAUUUUAAUUUAGAACUCGUGAUAAAAUCGGGCACAAUUGUUACAAAACAUAUGACUGAAACAAAAGUGAGUAAUGCGUGGGAGGUGGUAUUUCUUAUUACUUUCGCUGUUUUCAAAAGUUAUGUGUCGCGAAGUUUGGGUAAAUGUAAAACAAGGAAAACUAGUCGGUCUCGAAGUAGCCACAGUCUUGGAAGGGAAACGUUUCCAUGCCUUCUACAAAGUUCCUUACGCUCAGCCUCCAAUUAGAAAAUUGAGAUUCAAAGACCCGGUAGCUCCGAAGAAAUGGAAGAGUUUUUGGGACGCAACCCUGGAGUUCCACGGUUCUUGCGCGCAGCCACAUAUCGUUCACAAGCACGCCCCGUACGGCAACGAAGACUGUCUCUAUAUGAACAUAUUCACACCACAAAUACUAAGAACUGAUACAGAUUCACUGAAGCCUGUAAUCGUGUGGAUUCAUGGUUAUGCAUUUGCGUCAAGUUUCAGUCAUUUACACGGCGCUGACUUCCUUAUAAACAAUGAUGUUUUAUUUGUAACAGUCACACAUAGAAUAGGGCCUUUCGGAUUCCUUAAAAUAAACGAAACUGAUACACAUGCUAACAUGGGACUUAAAGAUAUAGUGAUGGCUUUAAAGUGGAUAAAGAAAAAUAUAAGGAGCUUCGCUGGUGACAGCAAGAGAGUGACAGUCAUGGGCAGUGGAUCAGCAGCGACCUUCCUGUCUUGGUUAUUGAUGACAAAAGCACGUAAUCUCUUUUCAAAGAUGAUUCUACAGAGCGGAGCAUUGUUUUCUGCUUCGCUUGUUUCACGUGAAAGAGAUUUAGAACUUGAUAGACUAUCCAAGGAGCUGCUUAAACAUGAUGUUAAGAAUCUAUUAAGUGCCUCCACGCAGAAAAUUAUUGCAGCAUCACAGAAGAUUUACAACGCUAUUGAUGUUAUUAAUUAUCAGAGACCCGUGGUCCCAUUCUCACCUACUAUAGAGAGGAAAUCAAACAAGUCUUUGAUCACGAUGCAUCCGGACGAUUUUUUUCGGCGUACAUCAAAUCUCAAGCUCAGUAAACCCAUGAUCGUAGGGUACAAUAGCCAAGAGAGUAUUUCAGAAAUAAUACCGUUUAUACACAAUCCUGAGUAUUUGAAAAUGUUUUCCAGUAUAUUCAAAUUUAUGGUACCUUUUUCUGAUGGGUGCCGUCAUAAUUAUACAUCAGCAGUAUAUAAACUAGUAGCAAAUAAGAUAAAAAACAAAUAUUUCAGGGAGGGUAUAUCAGAAAAGUCAGUUAGUGAUUUUGUACGCUAUACUUCAGAUCUUUAUAAAUAUCCUAUAUUCAAGUUUAUAAAAGCCUCUUUGAAGUUUAACUCAAACAAGGUGUUCAUGUAUAAGUUUAACUUUGUUGGAAAAUUUAAUGCAGUUAAAAGUUCUGCUCUAGCUGGAACCAAUAUCCCGAUAAAAGGUGCAGCGAGCGGAGAUGAAAUAUGUUAUUUGCUCAAAUGCGAGCCUAUGUGGGAAAAUUACGUGAAAUUAAAAAAUAGCACUGGUGACAAUAACAAAAUGAUGAUAAGACAAUUGACAGAAUGGUGGGCCAAUUUUGCUAAAUUUGGUGAGCCUACACUUGCGCUACUUGCGUCGAGGUACCAUUGGCCAGCAAUUACUUUAGAAGACGACAGUUUAAUGCUAAUUGGUAAAGAAAGCAAAUUAGUGCAUCCUUGGUCUGACAAAAAAGCAUGCACAUUUUGGGAUGAAAUUUACGAAAAUCACUACAGUAGUGAGGUUUGCGAUAGGACAAAACACGACGAGUUGUAAAUGUAAGCUGUUGUAUGUAAGUCUGUGACUGAGUUAGAUUUUGAUAUUGCAGGUACAAUCACCUGCAAUUAUAUGUUACUCUUCGAAGGCCGCAAGAAUAUCUGACACAAAGAAGAGUAACAUAUUAUUUCAGGUGACUGUACC
Messenger RNA from Cydia fagiglandana, 2717 nucleotides. Its product is annotated as juvenile hormone esterase-like. Lineage: Eukaryota; Metazoa; Arthropoda; Insecta; Lepidoptera; Tortricidae. The record is from RefSeq and is a predicted model, not a curated record. The transcript has a single exon. The coding region runs from base 855 to 2573 and encodes 572 amino acids.